This is a messenger RNA of Paramuricea clavata, 17387 nucleotides long. The record is from the annotation of a GenBank genome assembly. NCBI's taxonomy places the organism in Eukaryota, Metazoa, Cnidaria, Anthozoa, Malacalcyonacea, Plexauridae.
GGGCUGGGUGGGCUGGCUGUCACGGGGGGUGUGGAUAGAAAUUUGAACCAUCUUCAAAAUAAAUAUUUGUCCAACGUGUAGUAAUUUAUUUUGGCGGUAGUAAAACACGUUUAAACGACAUAAAAUGGCCGAAACUGCAGAAGUAAAUGCGAGUGUGUCUGUCUCUGAUAUCUUAAUAGACAGUAAGUCGGAAAGCAAAGAAAUCGGAGGCGAGAUCGCGACCGAAAACGGUUCAAAACCGGCCACGUCGAGUGAAGGAACUCCAGACAAGUUUGCUCCGGCAGAAAAAUAUUGGACGACUGCUCGCGAUGGCGCUGUAAAGCUACGGGUGGGAACAACAGAACAUGACAACGAUACGCCGAUAACUGUUCACGAGUCGUUUAAACGAACUGUGGAGAAAGCAGGCGAUUACACGGCCCUUGCUGUGAAGCGUGAUGAGCAAUGGAUAAAAUGGACUUACGCACAGUAUAUGGAAGACUGUCGAACCGCCGCAAAAGGCUUUAUUAAGGUAAUAUAACUUUCUAGAGGAUUUGAAGAUAUUAGCAGUAUGCGGGGGUGUAAAAUAUCGGGUUUAUUUCUGUGUUGUUCGAGGCUAAAAGCUCCGAAUCAGGUGCUGAAAAGCGAGGCUUUAAUUUGAAAUAUAAUACCGUGCGAUGUAUUUUGUAAUCGUACUUUCGCGCUUUCUCUAAAAAUAUUCAUUAAAAACACGUACAUGUACAGCUUGUAAAUUUACAUUGUGGUUGUACAAAAUUUGGGGGAUUUCGAUGGGAUAUGCAGCUUUUAUACAGCUGUAAACUUGUUGAAAAUUUGUGUGUUUUGUGCAUGUGACAUGUUGCAUUGUUGCUAUGUUAUAUAAGUGGCAAUGCUGUUGUUGCAUUGUAGCUUUGUGCUAUAAAGCUUAUAAUGAUCCCGAAAAUAAACAGUUUGAUAAAUAAUGCUUGUUUAAUGUCUUUUUUACGUAUAUAAAGCUUCAAACGUUAGGUCUAUUUGGAAAAUUUCGCAAAUUUAAAUUAUUGUUUGUCAAAUAUAUACCCAGGUGAUUUCUCAAUAUUAUGGAGAAGAAUGUUGCAUAUGGGUAAAAUUUGGCAAUAAAUUUAAAUAACACAUGCUUGGCUGUGCGUGUCAUAAUUUACAUAUUUAAUAAUAUUUGUAGCUCUUUCAUAAACAGGUAAAUCCUUCGGACAUCAUGCUAGUUUUUAUAUUGGGUAGUUGGUAGUUAAUAAUUUACUAUAUAAUAUUUCAAAUGUUAACUUAUUAAGUUUUAAAGCAGUAUUCUUGGGUUUCAUUUGAUCUCACAGAAGUUGCAGGGGGUCAAAUCUAAAACAAAGCACAGUUACCAGUUUGAGUCGAUUGGCCUUGUGUUUGGUGGCAAAUACAUGGAAUUUCGUAUCAUUUUCUCCAGUACAGCAUAAGCAUCAAUACAUUUGAGGUUGAUCCCCUUCAGAUUCACUGCAUAAUGCCGUAGUGAAACCCAAGAAUAUAUGAAACAGAAUUAUUGCCAUGUUUUUACCUGAAGAAUAGCUGCUUUGUAUAUUGUUUUUAAAUAAUUACAUUGCAUUCUUUGUGCAUACCAUAGCUGCCAAUUGUCACUCAAUGGUUAUUUAGGGAUGGUAUUAUUCAGAGCAUGUGAUGAUCAUGUGAACAUUUUGUUACAUUCAUUGUUUACAUUUUGAAAGAGUCUUUGAAAUUCAAUCUUUGCCUUUUAUCCAAAGUUCAAAGUCAACUUGAAUAUAUUUUGGCUAAUGAUGAUGACCUAUGAUCUUUGAUGUUCUUAUUAGGCAACUCAAGAUUCUGUGGCAGACUUUUAAUUAGUAAAUUAUUGAGCAUGUUAAUGGACCAAUCCCCAAUUAACCAAAAUUUUGAACUCAACAAGUCUAGACAAAAAUUUCAUCACAGCUUGAAAGAGCAUCACAAAGCUAUAUUAUCUGCAUUUUACAACAUUUUGCAACGAAACUUUGGAGUACGUAUUACUAAUUUUGUGAUGCUCUUUCAUGCUGUGAUGGAAUUUUGUCUAGACUUGUUGAGAUCAAAAUUUUGGUUAAUUGGGAAUUGGUCCAUUGAUGUCAACAUUUUCCUGGUCCUUUAAUUGAUUUCACUCAGAUAACAGUGUGUUUGCAGAGCCAAUGGUGCCAAUUUAAUAGGUCGAACAUUUCCUAGUUAAUUUAAUAUAGUUUACUUAAAAAGUUACUAACGUUUUACCCUUGGAAAAACCUUAACCCAUUUAGCCACCACUGUCUAAAACAAGAUGAUUUUAUCUGCACAGGGAAAUAUUUUUGGCUUUAACAUUUGGUUAAAAGCACCCUGAUGUGCCUACUUUACUCUGUCUAUAUAAAAUGCCAGAGGAUUUUACUUGUCAAGGGGAGAGUUUUGCCACUCAAUGGGUUAAUCAGAGUGUUAACCCUUUAAGUGGCAAUGUGCCCUACUUUAUUAUUUUACUCUGUCUAUAAAUUCCAGAUGAUUUUACUCGUCAAGGAGAGAGUGCUGCCACUAAACUUGAAUCGAUGUGUUUGUAUACAUUUUGUCUAUAAUUUUGUAUCAUAUACAAUAUUACUUAUAUAGUAGAGUAUUAUUUAUAAAAUAAAAUGUUUUUCCCUUAUAAAACGUAGCAAUGAGACCUGAAACGAAUUUUUUUGGCCUGAAUACUUUGCAGACUAUAAUAUCCUCCUAUUAGUCAUAUAUAUGGUAUUUGGUAGAUAUUAGUAUAAUAGGGGCAAUUAGCAAAGAAUUUAAGUGUUGAGUAGGUGUUAUAAAGUAUAUCUGACUUCCGCCCACUCUUCAAAAAAUCUUUCAGAUACCAUCUCUUAUUAUUUCAUUUCAUUCACCAAGAUGUUUUAAGACAAAUGUACAAAAACAAUUUAUUCAUUCAAUUUACUGACAAUCUUUUUGUAAAGUGAUAAGGGGGGUGGGGGGGGGAUGGGGGUUAGCAUCACACCCCAACCCUUUCCCCACUAUGUUUGUCACUGUAUCUUUAUUUGGCAUUCCUUAACAGUUAUUAAUGUGUGAGUAAUCUGCCUUUGACCUACAAAAUUGCCUGGUGUUAGAAGAGUGUAAAAAGGUAAAGAAAGUUUAUACAUGCCAUAAAUGCGAUUCAAUGAAUUGUUUAAGUUUAAGUAGGAAAAAUUAUCAGAGGCAAAAUUUGUUUAAGGGAAACCACAAAACCGCAAAUCAUGUGAACAUCAGUCAUUCAUUAUUGCAUAUGUCUCGUUUAUUUUAAUUUGCGUCAUGAGUCUUGUUUUAUUUCCGCCCUAACCACAACUUUGCGUGAUCAAAACAUCAAAAUUAACCACAAAAUGUCUAGAAACUCUUUGAAUCUUUUUAUCUUCUUGUUUUCAAAAAUUGUAUGGCUUGUUUCAUUGAUUAUGCGCAAGACAGAUUGCUUAAAGCUUUGUUCACAGACUUCGUAAUAUGGCGGACCAUGCUCAGAUAUGCGCGAUUCGCCCUCGACUAUUACGAACGCAAUACCAACUGCUAAUUACUUUUUGAGUAGUUUUUCGGUAAUAAAUUACUUGUUGUAAGAAAGUAAUUUUGUAACGUAAUUUAUUACUUUCUAAGGUGACAACUAAGUAACAUUUUGAAGAAAGUAAUUUGCGAAAGUAAUUUGCGUUUUAUUGAAGUUGAAUGCUUGUCGAGGGUAAUAAAUGCAACGCAAUUUAAUUAUUAAGAUUUGUUUUAUAUAUUGCUUAGGUGCAUUUUGUUAUUGUAUUUGUAUUAUUAUAUAAUAUUAACGUUAAGAAUUCAAGCGCUUUCAUUGGUCGAGAGUUAUUUGUUAUUCCCACAUUAUGACGUCAUACUGUGUAUCGAUCUAUAACUGUACAGACAACGGCAAAAUCUUAUCUAUUUAUCUAAUUUUUUAUUAUAAAAAACCUCUGAAAUUUGUACAGUUAUAGCUAUGCUUGAAUUCAUCGCGUAUCGUGCGUCCUGUGACUCAGUGUCAACAUGCAAUGCGAAUCGAGAAUUCGUUUUGAAAAUGUCUCCUGAACAUGAAAAUAUAAACUGACUUUUAUCCGCAUUGUUGCGAUCAAAUUAUCCUUUCUCACGAAUGCCAAAAUCCGCCAUUUUUGGGGUACUGUCUGCCCUCGUGAAAGAUUCUAGACAAUUCAAACAACGUGAAAAGCGACGUUUAAAGUUGUAACUGUAAAUUUACCAUUAUACAAACAACUACAAUACUAAAAAGUUGUAUUUCGUGGUGCAGAGACUCUCAAACGCGGAAGAGGCAGUACCCCCAAAAUGGCGGGAAAAUCUGCCGUGAGAAAUGCUAAUUUCAACGUGAUUAGCUAAAGCGACGCGGUUGUUUUUCACGUGUUAAAUGCAAAUUAGUUGUUUUUUUAUUCUAAAUCGCCAUUUUCAUAGCUUGGUUUGGAAAGUUUUAACGGAGUGUCAAUUAUUGGAUUCAAUUCACCAGAAUGGCUCAUUGCUGAUAUUGGAGCGAUUUUUGCCAGGUAAACUACGCAUUUAAAAGAUGAUCGAGGGUUCGAAAUUGAAAUUUUUUCAGCAUCCAACUGGGUUACGAAUGCUAUGCUGAAUGGACCUUUCCCCUUAUAACUAAAAUUUUGAUCUAGACAAAAAUUUCAUCACAGCUUGAAAGAGCAUCACAAAAUUAGUAAUAUUCCAAAGUUUCGUUGCGAAAUGUUGUAAAAUGCGGAUAAUAUAGCCUUGCGAAAUUUGCCGUUUUUCAGUCAUUUUGUAUUACGCAUGGGAAAUUGACAGCCCAAUCGGGUGUUGGGGCAUCAGUUUGCCGUUUGUAAUACAAAAUGACUGAAAAUUGCAAAUUUCGCAGGGCUAUAUUAUCCGCAUUUUACAACAUUUCGCAACGAAACUUCGGAAUAUUACUAAUUUUGUGAUGCUCUUUCAAGCUGUGAUGAAAUUUUUGUCUAAACUUGUCUAGAUCAAAAUUUUAGUUAUAAAGGGAAAGGGUCCAUUGCGAAGGACGAAGCUCAACUUGAUCGAGUCGAAGGCUUUCUAAGAGCGCUUCUGGUACAACCACCUUAUGACUCACGUCUGAUCACAUAGCAUAACUACGGUGGAAGGCUCUGAUCCCAACCCACCCUGUCAACGUUCACUAUGGGAGGAAACCGGAGCAACCAGAGAAAACCCACGACUUUCGGUAGAGCGUUGACUGCAGGCCUUAAAAUAUCGGUCGGUCACGGACAUUGUCCGACCCAUUCAUCAAAUUGUCCGACGUAGGGGCGGCGAGUGAAAUGGUGAGGUGGAAAACGGGCUUAAGUUAUCGAAGUCGUACUGCUAUCAUUGGCAUACAUACAUACAUACAUACAAAACUUUAUUUAGGCAAGGAAGUUAAUUUUGGCUUGGAAUAAGUAUGAAUGACACAAAUUAUUUAAUAUCUUCACAACAUUUAGUUCAGAAUGAAUACAUUAUGCUGAUAUUAAUUUGCGUCAUUCAGACUUAUUUCCGACCCAAACUGAACUGAAGUCAUCGGACAUAUGUCCGACCCAAACUGAAAGGCAUCGGACAUUUUGUCAGACGGCCCUGUAAAAGAUAUUUUAAGGCCUGAGUUGACUGACUCUUUUCACGUGAAUGUGUUGAGUCCUGAACGAGGAAACAAAGCACCAUAAGGCAUAAGAUUGGGUAAAAAGCUAUUUUAUUUGCUAAAGGGGUUUGGCUGUUGGUGUCUACACGACAAACUCUCCUGAGGCGUGCAAAUAUGUCAUUGAAGAUUCGUGUUCUGCAAUUGUCGUGGUGGAGAAUAACAUACAACUUGGUAAAGUUUUGGAGGUAUGAAACGCUCUCUGUAUGAAUUGAAUAGCCGUUUACCGAACACUGGUAAUUCCACUGUUCCGCAUGCCAUCCAGUCACGAUCCAAUGAUCAGAAUGUUCCAUUGUCUUUUCAUUGAUUUGAAAAUCCCACUGGUCUCCAUGCCAUCCAGUCAUGAUCCAGUGAUCAGAAUGUUCCAUUGUUUUUUCAUUGUUUUGGAAAUCCCACUGUUCUCCAUGUCAUCCAGUCAUGAUCCUGUGAUCAGAGUGUUCCAUUGUCUUUUUAUUGUUUUGAUAAUCCCACUGUUCUCCACGCCAUCGAAAUACUCGUUAUUUUCUCCCUCAGAUAACUGCAGAUUGACCACACCAAUCACUUUGUCGAUAACGUUAAGUUGGUUGUAUUCUAGGUUUGGGAUCAAUUGCCAAACCUCAAAGCUGUUAUCCAGUAUACUGGUGAACUAGAGGACAAGUCGAAUCCCAAUGUAUAUACGGUAAAUAAACUACUAGUGUUUUAUAUUCGUUUGCAACUACAGUCAAGGUGGAGAAUUUUUCAACGGGCAAUGUUUCAACCCCGUGUUGAAAGAAUAUUUAAUUAAGCAUUGGACAAUCUGGGUAGAGAGGCAGUCUCGUUCGAAUCGCGCUCGAGAUAACCAAUUUUUCCUUCUAUUCAGUAGUCCAGUUGCAUUAUUUAGCUCACUCCCCAUUGGGGCUUUUCAGUGACCGAUUACAUCAAGUAUUACGCUUACUUAUGUUACCCUUAGAUUAUUUAUCUUUAUAACAAUUGUGAUAUUACUUUCUUAAUCGUGUUUAUCCUAACCCACCCUGUCAACUUUCCUGUGGGAGGAAACCGGAGCCCCGGGAGAAAAUCCACGACUUUCGGCAGAGCGUUGACUGACUCUUUUCACAUGAUCUCAGAGGUGGAAGGCCUUGCUGUGACGACAGUGUCAGAAUAAUAUGAACCAUUUAAUCUGCCGGGUACACACGUAAAAAUCUCACAACUUGUCAACAAGAUGUGUUCGCAACAGGCUUGUAGCACGCUUGUCAACAAGUUGUGACAAUGCUGUUAUUUUAGGGACGGGUCAUUAUUUAUGGUGGGGGGUGGCACCGAAGAGAAAUGUUUUCCGUGUCAAAAAUUUUGCUGGCCCAACCAUUAAAAAGGCAAAAAGUUGAUUACCCAACCUCAAAUAUCAAUUAAAAAAUAACUACCCACCCCUGGCCAAAAACUUAACAAAAGGAUACCAUUCAGUUGUCAUACACGUCCUUUAUCACUUCAGUGACAUGAGUUUGAUAACGGCUUGUGAAAUUUUCUGCAGUCUAAAGUUUCAUGUUGUCUGCACAUGUACUUUCUUUGGAAACACAAUUUGUUUUGUCAAACUAUGAUCAAGAUAGUGACUCUUGAUUGAUUCACAUAUUGUAUUGAUAAAUGACUGUUGACAUUGCUUUUCAGUCUCCAACAUUUCAGUGGGUCAUGCUUUGGAAAUGACAAUAAAUUUUUAUUACCCAACCCUUGAGUUGUUUUGUUUUUCAUUUACCCAAGCUUUUACUUAUUCAAAAUUUUGUUUACCCAACCCUUUUCUAUUCGGUGCCACCCCCCCCCCCCAAUAAAUAAUGACCGCUCCCUUAUCAAGUUGCUACAAGUUUGUCACUCACAACGUUUUGACAAAUUGUUGAAUCGCAGGACGAUAACAAGUUGUUGGAACAACUUGUAACAAGUCUGUGGAGCUCAACAACCUUGUAGCAAGUUGACAGCUUGUGAACAAGCUGGGAACAACCAGUGCGAACACAUUGUUGUUGAAACAGCAUUGCUACAAGUCUGCUGCACGUUUGUUACAACUUGUGCGUUUUUAUGCGUGUAAUACAUUCACUUGACCAUUGUUUUAUUGAAUCUAGUGGAAAGAUUUCAUGGAGUUAGGGAAAUCGUGUGAUGACGCGGAGUUAAAUGCGAGAAUCAACGCUCUUAAAGUGAAUGAGUGUUGUACCUUAGUUUAUACCGUAAGUAUAAAUAUAUUCUUGUGAUGGAUGUGAACGAGUGGAUAAGUUAUGGAUGUCCAGAUGAGGGUGAGUUUCACUCAAGACUUAUAACAAUAGGGAAACGCUAGCAUGCUGGUCAACUUCCGCUCUAUGCCUUGUGGAAGCAAGUAAAUUUCGUUAAAUUGCAUAUACUUGAUACCAAACACAAGAUCAAUACUUAUAUAAUGAAUAUUUAACUCGAUCUGAUAAAUGUGUUUCCAUUUCGAGUUGACCAUGAGGGGCCGGUUGUAUAAAACUCUUAAUCACUUUUUUAAUCACUAUUUUGUAGUUAAAUAGUGAUUAACUCUCAAAUACGCGCUUCUUAUUGGAUGACGUUUCCACUAACUAUAUAGUUAACUUUAAUCACUUUUUUAUACAACUGGCCCCAGGCGCUAAACGUAUUACGUGACUGAAACCUAGGUAUACUCGGAAAAUUCAUAACUUAUUUACUCGUUCACAUGCAUCAGAACAAGAAAAUCGCACUAGAAUUCGCAGGCAGAAUUGCAAGGGUGAACGGAUCUUAAGUAGAAAAUAAUGGUUACUGCGUCAUGCAGAAGUUGCUCAUAUAUGCUAUUCUGUUGUUUAUCUAUAUCCUCAUUAUUUUAGUCUGGAACAACUGGAAGUCCUAAAGGAGUUAUGCUGUCUCAUGAUAACGUAAGAUCUUGUUUAAUCUACAAAUUUAAACCACAGUAAUAUUACCAAGGAUCAUGGUGGGAACUUUACAAGAACUUGGACCAUCGAACAAUGUGAUUGAAUUGUCAGUGUAAUUCGACUAUUAUGUAUUGUAAUCCGUUUCUCAUUUUUUUCCCAGAUUGUGUUCACCAGCUCGAAAGCUUGCGCAUUACUGGGCAUGAACUAUAGGACUGAACACACUAUCAGCUUUCUUCCGUUGAGUCACAUUGCUGCACAGGUUAGAAACAAUAGGCAACUUGCAUGUUAGACUAACUUUUUUUUAGGCAAAAAAAAAGUAAAUUCCCGUAAAGAACGUAUUAAAAUAAGUAAAAUUGCAAAAUUUGGUUACAAAAUGUUGUAAAACACAGAAAAUAUAGCCUUGCGAAGUUUGCAUAUUUUCAGUAUGUUUGUAUUACGUGCGGAAAUUGUUACCAUUUUUGAGCCGAAAAUGGUAACAAUUUCCGCACGUAAUACAAAUAUACUGAAAAUAUGCAAACUUCGCAAGGCUAUAUUUUCUGUAUUUUACAACAUUUCGCAACCAAAUUUUGCAAUUUUACUAAUAUCAUUAUGUUCUUUUUAACUGUUGUAUGUAAUUCCCUUCUCUUUACUUAGAUUAAAAUUUAGUCUAACAUGCAAGUUGUCAAUUGAAACAUACCGGACUUUUUCCAGCACUGCAUCUACUGUUCAUAUACAAUUACUUUAUGGUUUCCGUGUGUGGAUGGCCUGGUCCCAACACGCGGGAAUGUUGCGAGAGUUAAGAAAAGCGCGCGAAACACGAGCCGAAAGCGAGUGAUUUUGUGCGCUUUUCUUAACUCGAGCAACAUUCCCAAGUGUUUGGAUCAGGCCAUCCAAACACGGAAACCAUAAAGUAAUUGUUUUAUAAAAUAACAACUUUCCGUGUUAAAAUUUUACUUUAAAAAAAUUUCACUUUAAAUUUACGUGUUUGUCGAUCUCUAGCCCCAAGUUCAUGCGUUUACACACAACGAUUAAUCGGGCCGAUUUAGGUUGUGCCGGAUGUUAAUGACGAAUGUUCUCAGUUGACGAUGUCGUUAGAUGACGGUGACAGCGUAUUUUUCAAAUAUCGUUUAUUUAAAGCUGAAUCGGCCCGAUUAUUUGUUGUAUGUAAACAUACCUUCAUGGGUCAUUAUCAGAUUUUGUUGGUAUCUCACUCGAUUGAAUAAUAGUUGAAGGUUCUUGUAAAUGGAAAUUAUCGAGUGGAAAUUUAUAUGAAUUUAUUGUUGAUUUCAGUUACUGGAUAUCCACAUGCCAAUAUUUGGAGCUGCAACGGUCUGGUUUGCUAAACCUGAUGCAUUAAAGGUAGUGCAACUGAAAAGCUUACGCAGGCUCAUAACUGGAACGCUACCUUCAGAUAAACUGCCUAUCUUUUUCUUGAAGCCAAAUCUGACCUCCAAACACGCGUGUUUCUAUCAUGAUUGAUUGAUUGAACGCUCUUCGCAUGCGUGAAAAGACUGGGACUUCCUUCGAGUUUGGCUUCAAAUGUCCUGUUGGAGGUAGCGUUCCAGUUAUAUUCAUUUCAAAAUGCAGAUUUGUACAAAACUUGAAAAUACUUGAAAGUUCUUGAAUUUGGAAACAAAAAUUCCAAGCCUUGAAAGUUCUUGAGUUUAUAAAGAAGUGCUUGAAAGUCCAUAAAUUGUUCUUGCUUUAGUGGAUAUUUUUUGAAAUUGUUUGGCAUUAGGAAUUGGACAUUUUGUAAAUUGAUUUUGUUCAUGUCUUGCAAAAGCCAAAGCUGUUUGAAAUUCAUUAAAGUUGCCGUUUGAACAGUUUAACGUCACAUUUUUACUGAUUUCUAACGCCUCCUUUCAGCCCUUUAGUCGUCGAAUUUUCUGAUAUAUGGCCUUGAAAAGUACGCUAAAGCUCCUGAGAUUUUAAAUUCUGUCACAAUCAUGUUUUGUUUUUUCUUAGGGAACUCUCAGUCAAACUUUAAAAGAAGUGCGUCCAACAAUGAUUAUGGCUGUCCCAAGGUUAGCGGCUGCGCGGAAGAACCAGUGUUUUACAAUAUAUUACACUUUAUUGCAUAUUAUUCGGCACUAACACAGCUGGGAUUUAUAUUCUCAGUUAAGCAAUCUCGUGUUAAGAAAUUGUUUGGAGGGCCCUUUUUGGAGCUGGGGACUCGGGGCAUAGUUCCCCCCUCUCGGCGGCCCUGCUAACCACAACUGCCACACGUUCGUCCCCGAAACUGUUUCGAGCUGCCGUGGUUGGUAUCUGAACUACCAUCUUUUCUUCAUCUCAGAGUUUGGGAGAAGAUCAUGGAGAAGUUACAAGAACUUGGACGAAACACGACGGGAAUCAAAAAGAGAAUAUCAACUUGGGCAAAAGGCGUUGGUCUUCGAGGAAACAUGAAUAUAGAACAAGGGUAAGCAAGCAGUGGACGCGGUUUUUUGUUUGGUUUUGCACUUUUGCUAAAAAUGAACAAGGCUAUGAAACUCUGAUAUAUGUAAAUCCUUUACAUGUAACCACUUUAAUCUUAUAGAAACACAUAAGUAUUUUCUAAACGACUUUUUAAACGUUUAUUAAAAGUUUGUACAAUUUAGCAAAUGUUUUACAGCUGACAUUAUUUUUAAAAAUUAAAAAACAUUGCUUCAUAGCUAGUUUUUUUGGUCUAGUGAUAUUCGUAUCAUAUGCAGAAUUGCUGUAUGAACUUGCAAUUGAUUUGGCACUCGAAACGAAGGAUUAUUCAACGCUUUUUUUCAUUAUAGAAACCUUUCAGAAAUAGCUUUUUUUUAAAAAAAAAAGCCCGGUCAAGAUUUGUUUCGUUUUGAUCGUGCGGUUGCGUGCGAUAGCCCGCGUACUGGUCCCGCGAACAUCUCGCAUGCUACUGUAGGAAGGCUCCUUAAUAGGGGUUAUAAUACUAGUGUUUUAUUCACAUUGGGACCAGAGAGUUACGCCGCUUAAGAGAGGUGUUCCGUUUACAGGUUCGACCCACUCAGGGCGCGAAAUAACGGCCGGUCAACGGACAUUGUCCGGUCAGAAAGCGGAGUUGUCCGGUCAAAUUCUUGCCUUGCAACUUUCGGUAUAAAAGAACAAACUAAUCUUUACUUGACUUUAUUGCAUGUCAGAACUGCAUGUAUUAUUCGCGACUUCACUAACUACAGCUGUUACAAACUCGAAUCCUUCCUGGAACAUAAGUUAGCUUAACUACAGAACUAGAUGAUUCAUUUUCUAUUUCUUUUUAGACGCCCAGUUCCAUACGGCUGGAAGAUUGCGAAUGCCCUGGUCUUUAAAAAGGUAUGUCAGAACAAGAACUAUAGUUUUGUUUCUCAUUUAAUAGAUUUUGAGCCGUUGCCAACCAAUUCACGUGCAAUAUAUAAUUUAAAUGCUAUGCUUACAUUAUCAGAACAGUGAUAACUAGGCAUGUGAGUUAUCCCACCCAAUUCACUAACAUAUAUAAUUUAAAUGCUUGGUUACCUUUGUUUCAUGCUAUGCUUACAUUAUCAGAACAGUGGUAACUACACGGGUAAAAAUUGAUCAGGUUGUUCGGCGUUGUUCAAACAGGAGUGAACAAUGUUGUGCUGCACCCCGUGAACAAUAUUGUUAACAAGUUGUUAACAUGAUUGUCAACAAGUUGCAACAAUGUUGAUGGUUCAACAACUUGUUAACAAUAUUGUUCACGGGGUGCAGCACAACAUUGUUCGCUCCUGUUUUGAACAACUUGCAUCAACAUGAUGAUUUUUACGCGUGUAGAUAUGUGAGUUAUCCCACCCAAUUCACUCACAUAUAUAAUUUAAAUGCUUGGUUACCUUUGUUUCAUUCUAUGCUUACAUUAUCAGAACAGUGGUAACUAGGCAUGCGAGCUAUACACAGGAAAAAACGCUUAGCCUGUUACAAUGUUGUUGAAAACAGGCCUGAACAAUAUUUUGCUGCCCAUAUUGUUCCUGGUUGUUAACAUAUGGGCAGCAAAAUAUUGUUCAGGCCUGUUUUCAACAACAUUGUUACAGGCAGGCGUUUUUUGCAGUGUAUGUGAAAAUGUGACUUUUGUGUGUCAGCGGGUAUAAACAUAGCUGACUAGGUAUAUAUUCUCAAUUUGACAUUGUGUUUAUUCAACAAGGUCCAUGCAGCUCUUGGCCUAGACCGCUGUCGACAUCUUGCGACGGGCGCAGCUCCGAUCACCAUGGAAACGUUACGGUAUUACCAAAGCCUCAACAUGCCCCUUUGUGAGUUGUAUGGCAUGAGCGAGUGCUCGGGUCCGAUGACCGCAGGCAAGCCAGGGAAGAAUCGCACAGGUUCAUGCGGCCCCGCGCUUGAUGGACUUUCAUGUAAGAUUCAUGAACCCGACGAAGACGGGAAUGGAGAGGUAUAAUAUGGUACAUUUUAGGAUAUAUGGAAACCUUUAGGGGUAAAAGUAGGAGGGGAUGAACUCUUACAUCAAAUCAAAUCAAAUAACUUUAUUCACACUAUUUAAUAUAUAUAUACAUUAUUAAGUAUAAGUAAUUCAUUUUUUUUAGUAUAUAUAGAAGAAAAAGAUAAAAUGAACGAAAAUAUUUCAAACGUGCACGAUGGUUAAAAGAGCAUCAGCUUUCGAGUUAACCAUCGUCUACGUAUAAAUAAAUAGCUAAGCGGUUGAGCUAAUUAUUGAAUUACAUAAUUCUAGUGGUAUGCAAUAUAAUUUGUUUAUUCAUUUAUUUUUAUAAAUUAUUUAAACGGGAAUAAGAGAAAAAAAAAAAGAAAGGAAAUAUAAAGAACGGCCAUUAUAAAUAUAUGCAAAUACUUUUUGUAUAUUAGGAGAAUAAUUAAACAUUGGAUGGCACCAUCAUUGAUUAAUCAUUAAAUUGAUCUUAUAUUGUCUAACAGCUGAAUUGCAAGGGACGCAGGUCGAACAAGACCGAGUCGAAGGCUUAUUACUACGGCAUUUCUGCCCGAUUACGGAGCAGAGCUUAUGUGAAAGAGUUAGUUUUGUGUAGUAUAGUACACCUUAAAACAACUUAGUGCAAUUUCUUCAUGUACAGGUGUGUAUGUUAGGCCGCCAUGUUUUUAUGGGUUAUGUAAACAAUGAAGCGAAAACCAAGGAAGCGCUAGACGAAGAUGGAUACUUACAUUCAGGAGAUAUUGGCAAAAUAGAUGAGGUAUGAAGUUUGAAAUAUUUUUUGUCCUUACUCGUGCCAGCUUAAUCAUUUUUUACUUCUUUGUGUUUUUAGGAUGGAUUUCUAUUCAUCACGGGCAGAAUAAAAGGUACACAUGUAAAAACGCACAAGUUGUAACAAACCUGCAGCAGACUUUAGCAAUGCUGUUCCAACAACUUGUCAACAGGAUGUGUUCGCAUUGCUUGUUGCAACGGCUUGCUGACAACUUGCUACAAGGUUGUUGAACUCGACAGACUUGUUACAAGUUGUUCCAACAACUUGUUGUCGUCCUGCAAAUGCAAUUCAACAAUUUGUCAACAAGUUGUGAGUGACAACCUUGUAGCAACUUGAUGAAACAACAGCAUUGUCACAACCUGUUAACAAGCUUGCUACAAGCCUGUCGCGAACACAUCUUGUUGACAAGUUGCGAGACCGUGUGUUUAGUGAAGGCCGGUAAUACAGAUGAAACGGAUCAGUGAGUGAAUUUCCAAGGCUUUGUUUGUUUUAGAACUAAUCAUCACAGCGGGAGGAGAGAACAUAGCGCCAGUGCCAAUCGAAGAUCAACUGAAAGUGGAAAUCCCAAUUCUUAGCAACGCCAUGUUGAUUGGAGACAAGAAGAAGUUCUUGUCUUGUUUACUUACUCUCAAGGUUGGAUGAUAAAUUUGUAUUUUAAACCCAGGACCAGGGAUGGAUUUACUUCGGGGUGAAGGGGUGGAUGGGGUGUGUCCAACCCUUUGGCAAAGCGAGGGGGUGCCAAUUUCAUUAUUAAAUCCAUUUUUUCAAUCCUGCCGUCACUAUUACCACAAUAAUGCUCCUGAACUCUUCCAGGGGUAAUGUUUCGACUGUUCUACAGAACACUGCUGUGCGUAGCCCCAAAUGAUUAUGAACUCUCGCCCCAAACGGUGACCAUGGGUCGGUGAACAACCCCCUAUCUAACCGGGAGCAGCUGUGAAAAAUGCAACUCUAGGCUCUCUGGCCGGAAUCGAACCUGCGGACCCAAAAAUCCUGAUAAAUUAACAUGCUGUAAUCUUCUGGUUUCAUCUUGAAGUGCGCGAUGAACUUGGAAACAGGCGAAGCCAUGGAUGAGCUCACAGGACCGGCCAAAGAAUGGUGUCAGAAACACGGCGUGGAGAUCAGCACCGUGUCAGAAUUUCUGGAAAAGAAAGAUGAGAAACUCAUGAAAGCAAUUCAAGAUGGAAUUGAUCGCUACAACUCUAGAGCUAUAUCACGAGCACAAAAGGUAUGUAACCACCACCUCUUAUACCCCCCACUACCACCUCUUAUACCACCAUCCUCCUCCCCUUUUCCUUAGGUCGGGAAAUCAGUUCUUUCUCCCAAUCCUCCUAGAUGCCUCUCACCCUACGUGAGCGAUAUGCUCCUCAAGUAAACUUGAAAUAUUUGUAAGAACUGUUGAGGAGGGAAUUGGGAACUCAGUGUAUAACAUUACAGUGUGACUAACUCCAAAUAUAAUUUUUGGUAUGUGUAAUAUUUGGGUCAUUCUGAGAAGAAAUGUAAUGUAUCUUUAUAGUAAAAAAUCUCAUCUUGAUCAACUUUUUCACUGUCAAAGCUUCCAAAUAUGAUGUCAUUAGGUGAAUUUUCGGUGCUAAAACGAAAGGAAAACUAAUUUGCAAUUCGCCUAAUGACAUCAUAUCCGGAAACUUUGACAGUGAAAAAGUUGAUCAAGAUGGGAUUUUUUAUCAUAAAGAUAUAUUACAUUUCUUCUUAGAACGACCUAAAUAACCAAAAAUUAUAUUUGUGGUUAAUCGCACUUUAAAUCUUGUUGCUCAAACAUUUCUUACAAAUCCUUCAAAACUUAGAAUUUACCUAUGCGAAAUCCGUACUGUUAUCACAGAUUAAACUUUGAUAGUGUAACCUGGCUUAACAAACCCAAUGCCUUUCAGGUUCAAAAAUGGUGUAUUCUUGAGCGUGAUUUCUCCGUCCCUGGAGGAGAACUAGGUAGGUUCAUCUAAAACACAUGGUUUUGUGCUAAGUACCUGAUUAGACUUACUAAUUGCUUAUUAAUGUUCGUACUUCAACGCAAAUUGUAACAAAUCCAAUACUAUUUUCUGUAGGUCCCACCAUGAAAGUGAGACGACCUAUUGUAACAAAGAUGUAUGCGAGCAAAAUUGAUGCUUUCUACAGCUAGAAAUGAUUAAGUAUAACUUCAAUGGCUAAAGCGUGACUAAAAUUUAGUGUAGCUUUAUACAUACACAAUUGGAAUUUCGACCCCCAUUAAUCACUGAUAACAUUAAUGCUGGGUAUCAAUCUUACGUGAGAAUUGUUUUAAUUGAAUUAAAUUAACACUAACUUUUUUCCGUCGACAUAAAUUCUCCUCCAUGACAUGCGCAGAUAAAGUGUAGUACAUGAUAUGUCGAUUAAUAGAUCUAGCUUUUCACACUUGGUUGUGGAAAGCUCUUAUUGCUGACUAGGGUAUCCAAAAACAGGGUAUCCAAAAAAAAUGCAGUAGAUUAUAUGUUCAGAUUUUUGAUCGAAAAUCGGCGUAUUCAUUCUAAGAGAUGAAUUUUGGCACUAAAAUUAUUACAAUUGCUCUAGUAAAACCAAUGUUAGAGCUGUUUUGCCUGUCUUGCACAUUAUCUUGCGCAUUCUGAGUUUAGGGUCAGGAGUGAAGACAGAUUAGAGAUUCAUGUCUAGCUGUUUAUGAAUGCUGACUCAAAAUCCUUACCCUGUUCAGGAUAAAACAGCAAGACAUGAAUCCAUAUCCGUCUUCUGCCUUCGCCCACAACGAAUAUUUUGGCAAAAUUCGUUGUGAACUUCGUUCUGCACGAAGGCAGAAGGACAAAGACGGGAUAUAGUUUCAUGUCUCGCUGUAUUUUUCUGGAUCAGGGCAAGAAUUAGGAUCAGUAUUCAUAAACAGCGACACAUGGGAAGACACAUUGAGCAACCACCAGUGACGUCCAACUCAGUAUGCGCAGGAUAAUGUGCAGACGGCAAAAAUUGUCAAGUAUGCCUUCGUCUUCGUACUUCGUUGUCUUACUCAAACUCUCUACUAUAAGAAAAAGGGAUGCUCCAAUCCCCAGUUGCUCCGACUAUUUGAUUGGCUUCCUUUUUCUAAUAGUCCAGUCAGAGGCUUUGUUUACAAAUCUUUUGUGAAUUUCAACUUGCAAUUUGUUCGCAUCGCUUGCAAAUUGCUCAGAGCAAUCUGCUUAUCAGAAUUGCAAUAUUGUGGGACAAUAUUGCAAUGUUGUUCGCAAGAAAACAUCCGGUUUGACUGUAAACAGCCGCCAUAAUAUUCCUUCCUCUAGACUAAUUUGAAUAAUCUUAGUCUUAAAAUUCAUCUCUCAGAUUGAAUUUUCGAGUAAUUAACGGUGUUAAUUAACUAACGGGGUUUUGGGGGACAUCCUAUGGAGCUAAGUCGUAGAAUACCGUUUAGCAGAAUACCGUUUAGCAGACAAAUAGACGGCAGGUCGAGCCAGCUUCGUUGUCGAGACAUCACAAUACAUGCUUUCCGAAACGUAUGUCACCUCGGCUAUAGAGCCUCGUUUUCGCGAUUGGGACGUCAGGCUCAGUAACUAAGCUCACAUACAUGCAAGUGAGGCUCUAUAUAGCCAAAGUGACGUACUCCCCGGAAGGAUGUCAUUCAAUAUCAACUCCUACUCAUGUUGCCAGUUCAUUAUGGCGUAAAUCGAUGGCAUAAGUAAAUAUCGUUUCCCAUAAUCCGCCUAAUGCGUGUGAUUAAGUUCAGUCUCUCACUUGGCAGAGUAAAUAGACGCCUUUAAAAGCAAACAUACGAUGUUGAAAAGCAAAUACUCGAUGCUGAAAAACAAAUAAAUCCCCCAUAUCUUAUCCGUCCCUGGGUGUUGCGUGUCAGAUUAGGAAGCGAAGGCUAGACCCAGGUGUGCGGGCGGGCGGGGUCUGGGGCUUGUGUACAUGUAUAAUACAACCACAUGACUUCAA